Syzygium oleosum is the source of this 1875-nucleotide messenger RNA. RefSeq lists its product as uncharacterized. Gene Ontology annotation, molecular function: zinc ion binding. The coding region runs from base 72 to 1679 and encodes 535 amino acids. The record is from RefSeq and is a predicted model, not a curated record. The transcript has 8 exons. Lineage: Eukaryota; Viridiplantae; Streptophyta; Magnoliopsida; Myrtales; Myrtaceae.
CGUACAACCUACCACUGCCUCUCUCUCUCUCUCUCUCCCUUUCCUUCUCCGCUUGAUCGGUCCGAGCUCCGAUGGAGUGCUCCGCCGGCGAGCGCCGCCGAGCACCGGAGGAAUCCGCCGCGGAACCUCCCUACGGUCCCCAGGCGUGCGACGAGAUAGAAACAAGCGAACAGAUCAACCCGGCUCAACAGUCUAGGCGGCCGAAUCUGUCGUCCCUGCAGAUACCCGAGAGGUCUCUGGAAAGCGCCAUCUCCACUUUCGUGAGAAUCGAUAUCCCGUCGACGUCGAGUCCCGGUUCGAGCAGACUCGGGCUGCCCCCGAGACCCAAUUCCGCCAAGUUCAAAUCGUCCGUGAGGAAUCUGCUUCCUCAGAGGAGCCUCCGGGCGAAAGAAAUCUCCCGGGAUGUCGAGAAGGCGGUUCUCAUCGUCCCGGACGCUCCGCUGUCCGACGGUCGUCCUAAUAGGCCUAAUACCCCGAGAUCGUUUUCCCUCAAGGAAGUCUUCUCGCCUUCCUCGGCGAAAGUCGCGCAUUCUGUCCCAGUUACCCCGGUUACCAGUAUGGGUCCUGAAAAUGCGAGGGAAAGGCCAGUUGACGGUCCUAAUCACUCUGAAACAGAAGUUCAUCACCAUAUGACGCGAUCCUUCUCGGUUCCGGUUAAUGUCAAAACUACAAGUCUGAAAAGGAUAAACUCCGGGGGCCUCAUCCGUGUGAUUUCGGCCACACCUCGCCCUGAAGCCGUAGAUCCUGCCUCGGCGAAUGAUGCUCCUGCAGAUGAUAUUGGUAAUGAAGAUGCCGGUGAAGAUAUUCCAGAAGAGGAAGCAGUUUGCAGGAUUUGUUUGGUCGAGCUUAGUGAAGGAGGAGAUACUCUAAAAAUGGAAUGCAGCUGCAAAGGGGAGCUCGCACUUGCUCAUCAAGAGUGUGCGGUGAAGUGGUUCAGCAUAAAAGGGAACAAGACUUGUGAUGUUUGCAAGCAAGAUGUUCGGAACUUACCAGUUACAUUAUUAAAGAUUCAUAAUCCUCAGGGUGUAAUUAGACGGCCACCAAAUGUACAGCAGCAAAGGGAGGUACCUCGUUACAGGGUCUGGCAGGAUGUACCAGUCCUAGUCAUGGUCAGCAUGCUCGCAUACUUUUGCUUUUUGGAGCAACUCCUGGUAUCAGAUUUGGGACCUAGAGCUCUAGCCAUAGCAUUGCCCUUCUCGUGUGUCCUAGGCCUUCUUUCAUCUAUGAUUGCUUCCACCAUGGUGAGCAGGGGUUAUAUCUGGGCAUAUGCUUCGUUUCAGUUUGCCAUUGUGAUCCUCUUUGCUCAUAUCUUCUAUAACGUGCUUAGUGUGAACGCCAUUCUCUCGGUCCUACUGUCCUCAUUCACGGGUUUCGGGAUUGCAAUCAGCACUAACUCCCUCCUUGUGGAGUACCUUCGAUGGAGAAUGAGCAGGCAACUAAGACCUCGUCCUAAUAAUCCGAACAGAAGAGUGCAGGAGCGGCAGCAUUUGCACCCUCCGCAGCAUGAAGCACGCCACGAACAACAUCUAGAGCACUCACAACGGCAUAAUCACCACAUCCAUCACCAGCAAGAUCGUCAAAACCCGCACCACCAUCAACUUCAACCAACAGAAGAACCGAGUGUAGUUCCAAUUGAUAGAUCCAAUCGGCAAGAAAUGGGGAUUCAGCAGAGCACGUAAGUCCCUAUCACUGGGUCGAAUGCUGGUUUUCAUCAGGAGGUAGAGUUGCACGAGGUCUUCAAAUUGCGAAUGGUCAAAUUAUUUCACUGUUUCCUGAGAAAUGGGUGUUCAGAACUUCUAACCACACGUAAUGACCUGUGAAGCACUUCACUAUGAAGUAUAAAAUACAGAAGAAAAGAAAAGAUAAUUAUCUAAA